AUGGAUGCCAUUCGCCGUAGUGAUUCAGAUAGUUCAAUGAUAGGAAAAAGUAUUAUCUUACCCUUCUUGCACACUGGAGGACCUCGAUAUAGGGCACAAAAUUAUCAAGACGCAAUGGCAAUUUGUAGGUGGGCUGGUUAUCCAGAUUUGUUCCUCACUUUCACAUGCAAUCCAAAAUGGCCAGAAAUAAAUGAAAUGCUACACUUAAUUGGCCAACAUGACGAUGAUAACCGAGUGGACAUCAUAUGCAGAGUCUUCCAGAUAAAAUUAUUUCAACUGAUGCAAGAUCUGAAAAAACAACAGCCUUUUGGAAAAAUAAUCGCCUCUGAAAUACCUGAUAUGGAAGUUGAUCCAGAUGGUUAUAAUCCUGUAAACAACUACAUGAUGUAUGUACCUUGUGGAGCCCUCAAUCCCCAAUGCCCAUGUAUGAAGCAAGGGAAGUGCAGCAAGCAUUUUUCGAAGAAGUUCAAUAAUCAAACAACUUUUGAUGCAGAUGGAUUUCCCAUUGAUAGGAAAAGGAACAUAGAGCUAUGCAAUUACUCAAGGUCGGUGAAGUAUCUAUUUAAAUAUAUCAAUAAGGGAUCUGAUAGAGCAACUGCCACAAUAGAAUGUACUAAUACUGCUGAAGUACAUGAUGAGAUAAAAAGAUAUUUAGACUGCAGAUACAUAUCAGCUACAGAAGCUUGCUGGAGGAUAUUCAUAUUUGACAUACUCCAUAGAGAACCAGCAGUUGAGCGUUUUCCAUUCUAUUUAGAGGGAGAAAACACCAUAGUAUUUGAAGAGGAAGAACGACCUGAAAACAUAAUAAGAAGACCUGCAUCAGUAAAAACAAAAUUCACAGAAUGGUUCACGGCGAACCAAAAAAAUGAUGAUGCACGUGAACUGACAUAUUCAGAAUUCCCUACGCAUUGGGUUUGGGAUGAAAAUGGGAAAAAUGGGAAUAGAAGAAAAAUGGGCAAGACAGUUGCGAAAGAGAUUUCAAGUGAAAGAUUUACAGCUAACUCAAAAACAACUCGAAGCAUAUACAUUACUUGUAAAGAUGGGAAAAAGUUUGAAAGAUAUAGAUGGAAUGCCACUUCCAGAUUCCGCUUUAGGGGAAACCGUCUAAUCAAUGAGGAAUUAGACUAUGACAAAGAAAAUUUACAGAAAGCGCAUGACAAAUCGUUUACACUUUUAAAUGAUUGUCAAAAGUCAGUGUAUGGAGCAAUAAUGGCAUCAAUUUCCAAUGAAGAAGGCCGUUUAUUUUUUAUAAUGGGACAUGGUGGUACUGGAAAGACAUUUUUAUGGAAUGCAAUAAUUUCGAAGUUGAGAUCACAAUCAAAAAUAGUUCUCCCAAUUGCUACUUCCGUAAUAGCAGCUUUGUUAUUACCAAAUGGUAGGACAGCUCAUUCGCGAUUUCAUAUUCCUUUGGACAUAAGUGCGGAAUCAACUUGUGAAAUAAAACAAAACAAGGAAGUCAGUUAG
Molecule: messenger RNA, 1464 nt
Organism: Capsicum annuum
Lineage: Eukaryota; Viridiplantae; Streptophyta; Magnoliopsida; Solanales; Solanaceae
Exons: 4
Coding region: 1-1464 (487 amino acids)
Biological process (GO): DNA repair; telomere maintenance
Molecular function (GO): DNA helicase activity
Source: RefSeq, a predicted model, not a curated record